Molecule: messenger RNA, 1077 nt
Organism: Mesorhabditis belari
Lineage: Eukaryota; Metazoa; Nematoda; Chromadorea; Rhabditida; Rhabditidae
Source: the annotation of a GenBank genome assembly
AUGGGGUUUUGGAUUCAAUUUAUCAUGUAUGCGAACGGGUUUUGUGCUUAUGCAACGAAUUCACUGUUAAUCUAUGUGAUUCUGAAACAUUCUAGACCUGAAUUGGGAUCAUAUCGAUAUUUAAUGUUAUCAUUCACAAUUUGUAACAUCAUUUUCCCAACGCUUCAUAUGCUCGUCAUGCCGCACCUUCAUGUAAUUGGUCAUGCUUUUAUUUUCUUCCCUGAAGGAAUCCUUGCACAGUGGCCGAUUGUGGCUCAUUGGGCCGAUGUUGGAUGGGGAUUCAUGUUUGGAGUCAUUCUCGCGGUGGUAAUGCUUCACUUUAUCUAUCGUUACUUGGCCGUUGUUAGACCACGAGCCCUCAUUUUUUUCUCUUCACAACGACAUGCUCUUUUACCCGCCAGUGUCGUUCUUUUCAAUGGACUUGUUUGGGGAGCCUCCUUUCAUUGCUCAACGUUUCACAUUGAUAAGCACAAGGAUUAUUUCCGCGAGUCAAUGAUGAAAGAUUACGGAGUGUCGGUGGAUGGAUUGCCCAUGUUGGGACUGCUCUUUGUGACCAACAACUCCCUUGGUCAAGAGGUCUAUUAUUGGCCCGAGGUCUUCUCCGGUGUUUGCUGUAUGACAUUAUUCUUUGGCACAUUCUUAACAAUAUCCUGUUGCACUGUUGGUAUAUACUAUCAUUUGGAGAAAGCUGAAUUGAGCGCGAAGACGAAAAAAUUACAAAAAGAACUCUUCAAGGCGCUGAUAUGUCAGGCCUCAAUCCCCUGUAUGCUUGAAUACGGCCCUUGCGGUUUCACUCAUCUACUCGCGUUUUCUGGUAUCAACCUUCUUGGCCCAUUGACACAUUACUGCAUAAUCUUUGUCUCUCUCUAUCCAGCAAUCGAUCCCCUUUGUGUUAUGUAUUUCAUCAAAGACUAUCGUCGUUUCAUUGCGAGGAAGCUCGGCAUAAAAAUGGAGCAACAGGCGAGUAGUUUAUGGGAAAGGAGUCAAAAUAUGAGCCAAAAAAACAGCAGCUGGACGAGAAAAGGCUCUACAAUCUCCGAUCUGCCACCAAUUCGAGGAAAAGUUUUCCCAGCUCAA